CUGACCGAACUGCCUAGGCCUAUUUGUGGAGCUCCAUCGGGACCCAACAACAGGCCCAGGCGCAUGACACCAAGAGUUGAGGGAACGGGCAGCAACCCUCGCCUACUCCCCACGGGAUCCUCGCCGCCGGCCGCCGUGACCCUUUGCCCAUGGCUGACGGUAGCAUCAACAACGACUCAAGCAACAACGUGGCUGAUGGCGACAACACUGCUGCAAAUGAUGGUCCCCUCCACGCCGUGGACCACAUCGUCCUGGUAGAGGACGGCAUGGCCCCCGCCGCGAUGGAGAACGGCACCGUCGACAGCGGCGGCUCCGAUGCCGGUGCCAAGGACUUGGACUUCGCCGCCGCCGCCAAUCUCAAGCAACGCACCACGUCCUCUCUCUGGGUGUCCGUGCCGUACGCCGUCGUCACGUCGCUGGCGCUGUGGCCCGUCGCCGACCGGCCACGGAGCGUGGUGUGGGUGUUCUCGGCCAUCACCAGCGCCUUCCUCGUCCUGUGCGCCAUCGACCUCACGCGGACGAUGCGCGCGCGCACCGUGUUCUUCUCCGUCUCCUACGUCGCGCUGGCCGCCGCCGCCGCCGCGCACCUGAGCCCCCGCACCGGCAUGGUCGUCAUGCAUCUCGACACGGCCUACGCCGCCGGCCUGUUCGGGUUCGCCCUCGCCGAGCACAGGCAGUUCACCGGCGCCGAAACGUCCGCUGCCGCGGUCCCCAUGCCGCCGCCAGCCUCCCCCGGCGAAGAGGAGCUCAAGCGAGGCGCGGACAACACCAAAACUGCGCCCUUCCUUUCGGCGGUCGUCUCGUUGUUGUGCGCAGGGUGCGCAGCGUUCGUGCUGUGCUACACCAAGGACACUUACGGGCUCGUCAUGGAGGUGUCGUUCCUCGUCGACCUCUCCAUCUUCUGCUGGAUUUGCACCCUGGCACUGCAGUUCCUGCACGGUGUCUUCAUCGAGGUGCAUCACAUGACUGCCACGUAUUUGUUUGGACCUCCAUCGCUUGGCCUGCUGGAAAUCGCAGUCUCCUACUUCUUGGGCAAGGCGGUAGGGACGUUGGUCAACUCCCUCGGCAUGAUUGCCAUGGCUGGAUUGUUUGGGUACUGCCUUGGCAUAUACGCCCAUCACAAGCAUUUGGUAGCAUUGGAGUUGGAGGCGUCGUCUACGGAAGUCAGCAAACUGCCUCUAGUUCAAGAUUCUACUGAAACACUCACCAAACAAGAGGUUUGAAAUUAAUGCGGUGCAAAAGGAGGUGAUGAUACUUAUUGUUUUGCAGUUAAAAUGCAAGAUUCUCAAUCUGAAGAAACUAUUGUAGUCAAAUGCUUUCGCUAGGAUGCCGACAAGGUUUGGUAGAUUUGAAAAGGUUUUUAGGUCAUCACCUAUAUGUCUAGUUUUCAUGCAGUAUAUGCAGUUAGUCGGUUUAAAUUCUUGUUGCUCCUGUAGUUUUCUGACGAAGCUUUUCAGACUCUAGUGUUGGGUCGGCUAGUACUUCAGUGGAAUGAAUCAUUCAGUUGUGCAAA
This is a messenger RNA of Panicum virgatum (switchgrass), 1513 nucleotides long. RefSeq lists its product as uncharacterized. The transcript has a single exon. The record is from RefSeq and is a predicted model, not a curated record. The coding region runs from base 150 to 1223 and encodes 357 amino acids. Lineage: Eukaryota; Viridiplantae; Streptophyta; Magnoliopsida; Poales; Poaceae.